UUUUAACCUCAAUAUUCUGUUUCCUAUGUUUAUUUUAAAAAAUGGAUUUAGAAGAUUUUAUUUCAAAUUUAAGCAAAUAUUUAAUAGGCGAUACACCAAAUAAUAGCAACAUAAUUCGUAAGCAUACAAGAAAUCUGGAUGUAUUAGGUGACAUUAGUUUUCCUUUAAAUUUAAAAAACUGGCAUAAUUUACUGGAUUCAAGUAAAGUUGUUAAAGAAGGUACAAUUUUUGAUAAUUUAAAUCAUAAUAAAUCGUGGAAUAAUCAGUUGGAAGAUUUAAAGAAAGCAAGUGAAGAAUGGAGACUUCAUAUAUUUAAAUUUAAAAAAAUUAAGAACGAUUUACAUAUAUUUUUGCUUAAACAUAAAGUAUUUGCCCAUACUUUACCCCAAGUGUUUAAUUGUGGAGAUUCAUAUGGUUCUAGUGCAAUAAUAAAAAGAAACAUAAACGUGAUUGUAGAUGCAGAUGUUCAUAAAACAAAUGAAACAAAAGACUUGACACAAUUACGAAUAACCAUUUUACAUAAUACUUUAAAUAACCUGGUGAAGUACUGUGAAGAUAAGAAUACUGAUGGUGAAUGUUCUGUGUAUCUUUCUUCAAAACAUGUUGCAAACCCAAAUUGUAUUAUUUGUGGACCCAUUUUGAAUAAAGAUAACAUGAAGGAUACUGAGACUACUGCUGAGGAUAUAUUUAGAGAAAGAAGAAUAGAUAUGAUGGACAGUGCACAGCACAGAUUUCAUGUACCAGUUACUAACACUCCUUACUGGCAAGUCUUUUUCCAAAAGUUAGGGAAAGGAGCUGUUACAAUAGAAUUAUUAUCUGUGAAGCCUAAUAAAGCGACAAAACUCUUACUAAAAGAUAGUAGAACAGCUAAUAAAGGUCCAGCAUUUAUUUUCUAUAAUUGUGCCAGACUAUCAGUUUUAUUUAAGGAAUUUGAUAAACAUGUCAAGGAAAAAAAUACUUAUCCAGAACUACCCAGUGUGGAUCAAAUAGAUUUUAAACUGUUAAAUCAGCCAGAAGAAUGGGAAUUAUUAUAUGUAUAUAUUUUACAAUUUCCAUUAAUUGUACAAAGCUGUGUGAAGGAUUUAGAGAAGGGGAUUUAUAAUCCACAAAAUCUAGUGCAAUUUUUAUCAAACUUGUCUUCUGUAUUCAGUAUUUACUAUAGAAGAGUCAGAAUUUUAAUAAAACCUAGAGAUCACCUCUACAGCCAAAUCCAUGCCAGAAUUUAUUUACUUAAAGCUUUGGAAGUUGUUUAUCAUAAUUCUUUAAGAUUGUUAAAUAUUGAACCUAUUAAACAUAUGUAAAAUUGA
Messenger RNA from Brassicogethes aeneus, 1307 nucleotides. The record is from the annotation of a GenBank genome assembly. Lineage: Eukaryota; Metazoa; Arthropoda; Insecta; Coleoptera; Nitidulidae.